GGGCGGUGCAGCUGAGGCUCCUGGCGAGGGAAUAGGGUUCCCAAGCUGCCGGGGGAGGAGAGGAGGCGUCUGCCGAGGUCUUGGGGUUUCUCUGGCAACCUCUGGGCGGGUUGGCUCCUCCCAGCCUCCAGCACCUGGUGGCAGAGGUGGCGGCUCCAGCUCGGGCGCUGGUGCUCCGGGCUGCUAUCUCAGGCCAUGGCCUCUGCCCAAUGCCCUCUCUCCAACAGGGAGCCCAGGAGCCAUCCAGAGGCCUCGAGGGGUGACGUCCUCGGGGGAGCAGGGCAGCCGGGCCAGCCCUGGACCCCAGGCUGGGUGGACAAGGCAGAGUUGGACAGUGCUGCCACGGGGACCUGGCCGCAGAGAACCAAGGUGUCCCCUGCUUUCCUUGGGGGGUGCUCAGGAGGGAAGAAGCGCUUCGGGGAUCCCUCUGACCCCCCACUUCCUAUGCCCAAGGGAAGACGGGCUCUGUCCGUCCGUGGCUGAGGACUGUGCCGUGGCCAUGGCCCAGCAGCCAGGUGGCCUGGGAGCACCUGCCCUCCUGGCCUGGUCCAGUAACAGGGAUGCUGUGGAGCCUGCGCUGCGGGGCAGGGCUUGCAGCCUGCCCGUGUGGUCCACUGACCAGGAGGCCAGGGGAGGGGGCAGCUCAGUGUCCUCUGGCCGUCUGUCUGGCUCCUCAGGAGGCCAUGUGUCUCGCGCCCCUCCCCACGGGCCCUGGAAGGAGCGGCUGCCCCGGGGGCUGGGGUCCCAGCGGCCGCCCAGAAAGAGUGACCCCAGGCUGGAGCGGCUGCGGGACCGGAUCUGCCAGCAGGCGCGGGGACAGGUGAGCUGCGCCUCCCUGGGCACCUCGGCCCCCUCCAGCGCCUCGCGCCUCUGCUCUGCCUCCACGCCAGCGCCCCGGAGGAGGACCUACAAGGUGACAGCCGCCCUUCCAGGCCCCGCACACUCAGGACUCAGCAUCCUCCGUGUGGCGGAGCCCCGAGAGGAAGACCAGGCGCCCCUAGGCGUGGGGCAGGAGCUCUCUCGGGCCACCCGGCACCAGGCUCCGGGUCUCCGGGACAAAGCCAGGAGGACUUGGGCCCGCUCCUGCAGAAGGGACAGGGCCCCCAGGUCACUCUCGCCCGGCAGAGCUGGCAAGGGCAAAGAUCCCGAGUCUGUCGGUAUUCGCGCCUGGAGGAGAGGACAAGAGCUGGCGCGGCUGCUGCUGGGGCCGUCUCCUGCCCGGCCCGCACGCCCAAGCACCAGCCCCUCAAGGGACCUGGGCCCUGCCAUGGCAUUAGGAGACAUCAAGAGGGCUUCGGCCACUGAGGGCUCAUCAGUCCACACCUGGCCAGACAGGCUCGCCUCGGCCGGCAGUGACCCUCAGGUGUCUGAGAACACAGCCAGCCUGGCUUGCCAUGGCCAGCGGGCAAUGAUCCACACCGCCAUGGCCAUCCUACAAGACCUCCGCCAGCAAAUCCAGGCUGGGCUGGAGCUGGCUCAGGGCCCUAGGCUUGAGCCGAAGCGCAGAGCGUCCAAGCUGAAGCCGCAGAACCUAGGCCAGCAGGGUCGCUGGAGCAUCCAGCUCAGGCAGGGCUCCUGCCCGAAGAGUCCCUGCGACGUGGUAGAGGGGACGCACUCCGCCCUAGACAGGGCCAGGCGCGCCCACCCCCAGCAGCCCUCGAGCACCUCGGCCAAGUGGGAGCCCUGUCCCUCGAGGGCCUGGGAAGCCGCAGGAUGGGACCCCUGCUUCCAGAGACCUCCGAGCCCCUCUGAGAAGCUGAGCCCCUGUGCUCAGGGGCCCUGGAGUGCCUUGCCCUGGCUGGCCUGUCCUCAGUGGGCCUGGGUGCAUAAUGAAGACUGGGAGGUCCCUGACCCCAGACCAUGGAGCCCUCUGGAACGACCAUAUCUUGCCCCUCAGCGCUCCUGGAGUGGCUCCUACUCAAAGAGAGCUAGGUCCCCCUGCAAGGGCAGAGGCGCCACCACCCCUCCCUCCAAAGCCAAGCAGGCCUGGCCGUGGAGCUUACAAGGGAAGGAGCUGGGUGCAGAGCCGUUCCCACCCCACCUGCAGCCCCGGGGGGCCCUGGGCCAGUCACACAGCUCGGAGGCCCUGUGCAACUUCCUGCACCAGAAGGCACAGGCGUGGAGGCAGCAGUCCCUGCAGCAGACGGUCACAAACACAGAUGCACUGGAACGGAGAAGCCAGAAGCUUCAAGAGGUCUACCGGAAGCAGCGGGAGGCCGUGCAGGGCAAGGCAGUCUCUGUGGUCUCCCAGACGAACCCCGGCAUCGUCACCUUCGUGUCCAGUUCUGCACAGUCUGGGGACCUGAAAGCCCCUGGGAGCCUGGAGCCCCCGGAACAGGAGUGGAGCAAAGUGACUUCGGGCAUGGUGCUGGGGAACCAGGAGGUACCAGGCAGCUUCUGUCUGUGUCUGAACAGAGCAUGGAACCGCCUGGAGACGCCCCUGCCUGUGUCUGCCACCUCCUCACUGGGCUCCGUAUGGCUCCAGGACCCAGGCCGGGGGCUGCACGUCUGCUUGGACCCGCAGAUGGCUGAGCAGCUGGACCUGUCGGGCCCACUGCACACACAGCACAAGCAGGCCCGGCUGCAGGCGCUGGAGACAAUGGCCAACGUCCUGCAGCAGCGCAUCGACAUCCUGACUGCCAAGCUGCACCGGAAUGAGGCGCCAGACAGCAGCCAGGACGCAGCUUCCGAGCUGAAGUCCCUGGGGCCCAGCACCACGCCCACUGCCCCGGCCUACCCUGGGGCUUCGCUGCCCAGGGGGGACAGAGGGUCACGCGGUGAUGACUUCCUGGAUGCGGAGCCACUUCUGUGGAGCCCAGGUGCCACGCAGGAGGGACGUUGGCAGCUGGAGCACAGGCUGCAGGGACACUCAUCUCCCUUCCAGGCCGCUGGCGCCAGCAUGGGGAGCAUGCUGGGGGUGCCUGCCGCUCCACACCCCACCUGUGGCUCCCCGUGGCUGGAGGAGAGGCCGGCGGCCAGAGGGGUGGGCUUGGUGACGCCCUGGACCCCCCGGAGCUGCGGUCCCCAGGAGCCUGGGGCGCCACGUCCCAGAGGCCGAGGUGGGCACCUCGCCGACUUCCAGCUGAAGUCCUUGAGAUUCCUCGAAUCACUGAAGCAGGACCCAGGACUUGGGCUGUCACCACAGCUGGAGCAGCGGCAGCAGCAGCAGGAGCAGGCCCUGGCCCUCCUGCGGCAGCGGGCAGAGGAGGAGGUCUGGGAGACACAGAUGGCCCUGGACGGGCUGCUCUUCAAGCACCAGCUGGAGGGGCUGCUGCAGGACACACAACUGCAGUACAUCUGGUCAGGUGUUCCCAGGAUGGUAGCAGAGCCUGGGGAGCCAUGUGUGCAUGUGCACGUGUGUUCACACAUGUACAUGCAUCGGCUGUUGGAGAAACACAGGCCCCGCAGCUGGCUGGGAAGGGCUUCCAAGCUGGAGCAGCCACAGAUCCAUGUGGGCCCAGCGCCCACAGCAUCGGCCCAGAGCCCCGAGCCAGCCAAAACCAGGUCACCCCCAGCCCUGGGCAGAGACGUGACCGGGUCCUCCCAGGGUCCUGAGGAGGGGCAGGCCAGUGUGGAGGGCAAGUCGGCAUCUGCAGACACCCGCAGCCAGACGGCCGCUUCCGCCGGGAAUCGGGGCUCUUCGGUCACCGCUCCCGACAGCGCAGGACCCACAUCGCCCCCUCUGGCCCCAGUGUCCUUUCGGUGGAAGCCAGGCAGCAAGGCUGUUGUCCCAGGGCUGGCCACACCCGACCCAGGCUCCGCCCGGCUGCGCCCCGCCAGACUCUGCCCUCCGGACAGCCCUGCCCACCAGGGGAGCGCGGCGGGGACCGGGAGUGCUGAGCCCGGAGCCGGCAGGGUCGGUGUCCGGCCGUGUACCGCGGCGUUGGAGCAGAGCUUGCGGGAGGAGGGGCUGCGCGCUCAGCAUUGGGCCCCGCUGCUGCGCCUGCGCGAGAUGGCGCUGGAGGAGAAGGCGCGCGCCGAGCGGGCCUGGCUGGAGCACCAGCGAGGGCCUCUGGACAAGACCUUGGCCUUCAUUCCCCCAGGUGUCUGGGGCGUGGGAGCCACCAAGCCACAAGGGCUGCCUUGUUGGAGAGGACGCAGGCCCUCAGCAGGCUGGAGAAGGAGUGGGCCUCGCAUGGGUCCUUGGCCGGUGCAGAGGGAGAUCCGGGACCUGCGGGACCUGCACAGGUCAGUGCUCCAGGGCAGGCAGCAGCUGCUGCAGCAGCAGGAGGCCACAGUGCAGAGGCUGGCGACAUUGCAGCAGAGUCCCAGCCCCCAAGUCAAGCCCACCUGGCAAGGAGCCUCUGAGACAGGCCAGCAGCUGGAAGGAGCCCUGUGCCCCCAGACUGCAUGGAGGCCUGGCAGCCCCGCCAGCCCACAAGCCCACAGAGGCCCUGAGAGUGCAGAGGGCGCACGCCUUGCCCCUGAACCGUGGGAGGAGACACCCCAGACACCUGCAGAUGCCGCCGGCCACCAGCAGCCACCGAGUCCGGCCUCAGGAGGGGACACAGCCGAGGCCAGCAGCCUCCCGAAGGCGGGAGGCAGCCACAUAGACCAAGAGCCUUGUGACCCUCAGCUGGGCCAUCUGCACUCAGGCUCGCUGGACCCUGGACAGCUGUUGGAUUCCACCUAUCCUGCCCUCGAGGCAAAGAGGGACAGCCCCAUAGCUCAGCUUGGGGUGCAGGAGGCACCGGAGCCGCCCACAGGGGACUCUCAGACCCAGGCCAGAGCCUGCUGGGCCAAGAAGAGACCCACGGCUCCGAGGGAUGUCAGAGCGCACAGCUUCCAGGGACAUCGCCUAUACCACCUGGGGGCAGAUGGUCCUCGCUGUCCCCAGGAAGCAAGUAUGGCUGAAGGAAGCACACACCAAGCUGGACUAGAUGUUGCUGGGAGCCCCGUGGGGGAGCCCCUGGAAGUGGCGAGCAGGCUGCCCAGGGAGCUGAGGACCGAGACCUGUUGGCAGGACAGCAGCAUCCCACUGGCCGCCUCCCCAGCUCUCCCUGUCUCAGCAGCUCCUGCGGCCCUGGAGGAGGAGGCGGCAUCCCCCACCCCGCCCAGGCCUGCUACCCCUGUGCACCCGGGCUCCGAGCCUGCAGCUGGGCUUUCCUGGGCGUCUCCGCGGUCCCCGGCGUCAUCCCCUCUGUCCUCAGCAGGCUCUGGGAGUGGCCUGGCCUGCUCCUCCCUCCAGGAGUUUCAGAAAGCCACAGCCACCCUGGUGCAGCUUUCUGACCGCUCGCUCUCCCCGUCCGGCCCAGAGGCCGAGGGCAGCCCAGGCACAGACCCCAGCUGGUCUGAAGAGCUGUCUGUGCCCGGGGACUUGGGCCCACCCUCGUCUUGGGGGCUCUGCCAGGGUGACCCUCAGUGGGGUGCUGUGCCGGGGGGUGCUGGGCUGACGACCUGGCCGGGGCUGGAGUGUGGCCAGGCUGCCCCCCCGCCUGGUGCUCCUAGGGAGGUGGCUGCGGCAGAAGACUUGGUCCCAGGGCGGAGCUGUCUGCAGACAGGCUGGCCACUGCCACCUCAAGAUGUCUGUUCUCCAAGGUCCGGGUCGGAGCUGUCAGAGGCCUCCAGCCAAGUUUGGGAUGAGGACAUUGAGGAGAACCUACUAGAACCCGGCCUGGUGGCCCAGCCCACCUCUGGGUGCUCCUCGCCUCCUGGCUCUUCCAGCUGGGAACACAGCAUGGUUGGGCCUGCCCUGGGCUCGGGGCAGGGACAGGAACCUUCUGAAACCAGCGAGAGCCUGAGUGGGGGGUCAAACACAGGGAGCCCUGAGCAGUUGUCCUCCGAGGCAGCCUCCACCAGUGACCUAGACCUGUCACUCUCAUUUCCUUCAGGGACUUCUGCAUCCAGAGGGGCUCGCUGCCAGGAGAGGGCCCGGGGGGCUGGCCCGAGCCUGUCCCCUGGAAGGAACCCCCCACAGGCCUCUCCAGGGCCUGAGGUCCCCUAUGGGCUGGCAUCCCUUGUAGCCGAGGGCCAGGCAGCUGGGUGUGCAGGGAAUGAGGCCCCCCAAGUCCCAGAGCAAGCUGGCCCCCCGCCCGGCACUGGUUUCCCAGCUGGGGCAUCGUCCCCUGUGGAUGAGGAGUGGCGGUGUGGCGGUGGGGACCUCCCGUGUGCCCCCUCCUGGGAUGCCCACCUCCCCCCACCGCCUUCCCCUCCCCCUGCAGACAGUCAUGGGGAUGAGGCCCAGCCCUGCUGCGAAGACUUCCCUUCCCCGCCCCAAGAGGCCAUGGUUCCCCAAGGCUCCCUGGGCCCCCUGGAGGAGGACAUCUCCAUUGCCACCCAGGACUUGUCCUUGUCCGAGGGGGCCCCAAAGCAGGCUCUGUCUCAGGGUUCCCAGGAGUUGGGACUUGAUCUGAGGGCAUCCUGGCUGUGCAGGGGCCCUGAGUGUGAACUGGGGGGGUUAGGAUCUGCAGUGGGGACUCAGGCCUCCAGUGGCCAGUGGUCUGAACAGAUCACCUGGCCAGAGUCGCCCUUGGGUGGAGGGGGAGGCAGUGUCCCUGGGGGGCUCCCAAGAGCACCAACAUGGCCCUCAUUCCCAUCCCGAGGGGGCUGUGUUGCCGGGGAGGGUCUGUCUGGGCUGUUGGUGGCUGGUGACCCCGAUGUGCUGAGUGUGGGACCCUGCGCUCUCAAGAAGGCCUUGGGCAGGUGCAUGGGACCCCAGGAUGGGCUGCAGUGCUUUGAGAGUACAGGGCGCCUGGGAGGCUCCAGCAGCUCCUCCGCCCCUCCCCAAGACCCGGUGCCCUUGGUGGCCCAUGGUCAGGCGGGGUCCCUGGGGCACACUGGUGAGGAGGGUGUGGAAGGCCUGAGCCACUGGGCAGAGGACUCAAUGGGCAGAGAGCUGCUCCCAGGGGAACACUCAGCCACUGGCCACCAGCCCCCGGGAUCCUGCUCUAAUUUCCUGGGCACAGAGAGGGACGACGCAGUGGCCGUGGUGUCCACCCAGCUCACCCAGAGGAUCCUGUUGGACUCCAUGGCUGUGUUGGCCCCUGGGGGCAGCCUCUAAACACUGCGAUGUCACUCUGUGACCGUGUGUGAGUGUGUGUGAGUGUAUAUGUGUGUGCGUGUGUGUGCGCAUACACACAAGAGCCUCUGGAAGCUAGCCGUUUCCUCCUGGGGUAGACGGGUCAGGCUGGCUGGCCAUCCACGGCCAGCUGUGCAGGAAGUCAUCUGACAGGGCGUCCGCUAUCUGCGAUUCUCUGCUUGUGGGCUGCAUGGCUUCCGGGUUCUCAAGGCCCCUGGCCCAAGUCAGAGAGCAGCGUGGCAGAGGCUGCGUGGGCAGCACAGAGGCUGCUGCUCAGGGCAGGCCGAGGAGCACUGCCCCAGUGGGCCUAGAGGACAGAGGGAGCAGACAAGACAGGGUAGGGCGAGGGCAGGAAGAGCCGGGGAGUGUGGAGCUGGCCAGGGCUGAGAGGAGACAGGACUUGCAGGGUGGCAGCUCAGGGCCUGCAGGUCACUUCAGCCCGGACCAGCAGAGCCUGGGGCCCUGGGCUUGUCCCCUCGGAUGGGGUCACUUCCAGCGUUGUGGGUGCCUCUGUCUCCGGUGGGCUCUCUGGGUCUCCCGGGCCCCCCUCCCUUUUCUCAGGGUCCCUGCAAGGCCACCCUGCCUCGUUCAUGUCCCAGUGAGCUCCGUACUGGGGGACCCUGAGUGGUUCUUUGGGGAGGGGGAACAUGGCUCUGUCCUGUGUCUCCUCUUUGCAGAGGUGCCCCCUUUCUCAGGACAGGUGUCCCGGGGAAGGCUGGGCUGUGGGCUCCAGCACCCAGCACCGCCUGUGUGGGGAGAAGCCAUGGGGCCGCCCCAGAGCCGCAGACCUACAGGGUCCCUGAGCGUCCCCGAUUCCACAAGCCUCUGAUAGUGCUCAGGUGUAUCUGGGAGGAGGGGGUGGGCCAGCCACAUCCCUGGGCUUCCUGGAGCGGACAGGUCCUGCAGAAUGGCCACCUGUGCUGGCUGUGCAGGAAGUCACCUUUGUGACCGUCCCCCAGGAAGUCCACCCACUUCGCUGAAGCCCAGCACGGAGCAGCGCCACAGCCACUAGUGCCAGGCUUGGAUCACCCAGGACCUCCCCAUCCACCCUUGCCCCGAGGCUAGGUGGUAGUGGGGAGUGGGUGGCAUGGGGCAUCUUAAAAUCUCAUGUGAGAGCACAUUUGGGCCUCACUUGAAGCUGCCGCAGACCUGUCCGGGGACCCAGCCUGGCAGGACAGCAGUGUCUGGGGCAGGCUGGCUGUGGGCGGGUGUCUGUGUGCUUGCUGCUUCUGUCCUGAACCUGUACCUGCCCUGCCCGCAGGGAAGCGGCUUCACACCAGCCCAGCGGCGGGUGCUCUCACC
Molecule: messenger RNA, 8320 nt
Organism: Chinchilla lanigera (long-tailed chinchilla)
Lineage: Eukaryota; Metazoa; Chordata; Mammalia; Rodentia; Chinchillidae
Gene: Ccdc187
Exons: 30
Coding region: 500-7000 (2166 amino acids)
Biological process (GO): microtubule anchoring
Cellular component (GO): centrosome
Molecular function (GO): microtubule binding
Source: RefSeq, a predicted model, not a curated record